AUGGCGCAAUUUUGCAGGUGCUUUUGGUCCAUCGCUGCUACAUGCUUACCGACCAGCCCGGCCCGGGGAGAGCUCAGGAUCCUUCGUCGGCGUCUCAAGGGAGGGAGAAGGACAAGGAGCAGGUCUCGCUAUGCCCCGUCUGCGUCCCGGCGGCGAGCUCCUCCGCUCCAGAGGUUGUCCUAUUUCUCGACCUCGACGACGGAGAACAGCGUGCUGGGUAGUCUCUUCGAGCUCGGGUUGAGUGACAUCGAGGGGCGAGAACCUGUUAAGAAGAAGGUGAAGGAGGAGGAGGAGUCGCCGCUCAACGAGAUCCUGCAGGAGAUCAAGCACUUGCCCUUCCUGCCCCUGGUGGAGGUGAACGACACGUUCGCGGAGAACGAGCUGGGCGAAGGCAACCCCCUCCUCGGGUACCUGGACUCGAUCCGAGGGGACGCGUGGGCGCAGUUCAAGUCCCUGGCCGUCAGCUACACCAACUGGCUCGAGGACGAGUACAAGAUCCAGGACUUGACGGAUCAGCUGCCGCUCGACCUGAUCAAGAAGGUGCUGGACCUGGGCGACAGGGUCAACUUCCUGCACGUCGUCGGCAAGAGGGUGGACCCGGGGCUGGCCAAGUACAUCGCCGACCAGCUGCAGCCGGUGUUCAACCGCUUCGACAGCCUGGGCGCCGGCCGGGUCCUCAACGGGCGGGUGUCCUCGCUCGUGGGCGGCAUUGUGAGGGACGCCGCAUGGAAGACGCUGCACCAGUUCGUGGGUCACGUCCUGAAGGUCGCCGAGCGCGUGGUGUCCAAGGAGGACAUCGAGGCCUUCCAGGAGGACCUGGCGAAGAACAGCCCCAUCGUGGCCAAGGGCCUCCAGUUCAUCAUGAGCGGCCAGCCCCUCAUGGCGUCCGGGGCCACGGGCCGCUCCAUGUCCAACCGAGGCUACAGGGACUACUACGACGACGGCUACGGCUACGAUGGACACAGCAGCCACGGCGGCGGCUACGGAGGCUACGGCGCCUAUGACGACUCGUACGGCUCGUCCAUGCACGGGAGCUACGGCUACGGCGUGUACCUGGACCCGUACCUGAUCCUGGGGGGCAUCGGCGCCGCGGCGCUCCUCGCCUUCCUGGCCUACCGCCUCAUCGUCACGACCGCCAGGAGGAGGCGUCGCAGUGACGACCUCACGCUCAUGGACCUCUCCGACAUGCCCAACAUCGUCUACUCCUUCUACAACAUGCUCGAGUCGGCCGAGAGCAAGUACGGUGGCGCCGAGGACGACUCCGACGACCUGCCUCGCCUGGACGACUCCGACGACUUGGCCGAGGGUCUCAAUUCCCUGUGGAGGGAGUUCGCCGACGGGGAAGGCUGCGUCCGCUGCUCGCUCUUCGACUUCGUCCAGAGCCACUUCUUCACCGGACUCAACGUGGCCGACAGUCUGGCCGUCGCCAGCGUGGCCCACCUCCUUGGCGCCGAGAAGUCAGGCCAGCUGGUCGACCAGGUCCAUGGGCUCAUGAUCGAAGGCCAGGAGGUGACGUGCGCGAGAGAAGGGAAGCACUGCGAUGUCAAAUAGACGUCGGUUCUGUGGGUGAUUUCGACGCUCGUUAGGUAGUUAGCUGGUUCGUGUUUGUGCAAUAUGUUUUUUUUUUCUAAGUAUGAAGGUUUGUAUUUUUUUUCUAAAGUAUGAAGGUUUGUAUUCAUACUUGGUAAUAUAGUUCAAAUGAGGAAGAUUGUGGCAUUUUUUUAAGCAUUGUCGAAAUUUGGUUAUUAAGAGCGGAAUUGUACAUUAUUGUUGUUAUUCUUUGUUUUUUAUAUCAUUAGACUAGUUUACUAUUCUUAUAUCUUCAUAUUCUUUAAUUUCAUUUGCACAGCCAACAUGUAUUGUGGGGUUAAUAUUGAAAGAGUCUGAUCUGAUACAAGAAGGAUUUUCAAAAUUUUAUGAAUUCCAAGUUCUAUUAAUCCAGCAGUAAAAUUAAUAUCAUGAACAGAGACUUUGUAAAAAAUUAUCUGAAAUCUCAAGAAGCAAAUUCGUGUAAUUUUACAAAGCUUCUCAAUGUUCACGAUAAGACAAGAACCAAAAUGUUCUUAUUACUGUUUAUCAUAUCUUUCAUCUUUCGUUGUAUUUUUAGUAUCA
Messenger RNA from Penaeus vannamei (Pacific white shrimp), 2112 nucleotides. Lineage: Eukaryota; Metazoa; Arthropoda; Malacostraca; Decapoda; Penaeidae. The record is from RefSeq and is a predicted model, not a curated record.